GGAUCUGUUGUGUUUACAGAUAUCGAUCAAACAGUUGGAAUCCACAACAAUUGUUGGUACAUGCCCAUCGGUACCCAUAUCUAAGAUUUCUAGCAAACAGAGCGGUUUCCAAUCUGAUUUCUAUAAAAAAAACACAGAACUAUCUCCUCGAAACCUCAUCAACCAUCUAGACAAACAUUUCCUCUUCACCGGUUACUUCAAAAUGUCGCAAAACGCCAUCGAAACUCCACCCUCCCUCCCGGACGUCCUAGCCCAAAAUAUCACAUGCAUCAAGAAAGGAGAAUGCGAGCUCGAUCUACCCAGCUCAUUCAGCUUCGGUCCACGAAUUGUCGGAGGCCUAGUCAUGUCCCUGCACCCCCCUCCUCACCACCGAAAACGGCCCGCACUGGAUCUCCUACCAAACGCCCUACCGCCCCACCAGUUUCCGACGCGUGCAAUCCCAUCUCAGAUUUUCCGUGCCCCUCGCCCCCCAAUCCCCCAGCAUCCGCGAUCAAAGGCUCACCCCCUCGCACUCCUCCACAAGUUUCACAAGCGAAUCCCUCAGUUUCCUCCUCGACAUCUCCUUUCCCAUUCUCGGUAAUUUUUACCCCGAAAAGGCGCCUGGGGGACACGCCGCUACCGUGCAAGCAGGGCUGGAACAGAAGAGAGACCGAGAAAUGGGUGUUGUGAAGAUUGUUGACGCGGAAUCUGGAUCGUACCGAGCCCCCGCGAUGAUUACUUCUCUGGCGACGAGUAUUGAGAUUAAGAAAUUGUUGCCGCCGGGAGGAACGAAGUGGUUGUUUAUGAGAGCGCAGGCGAAAGAGAUUAAAGAUGGAAGAUUGAGUAUGGAAGUUAUGAUGUUUGAUGAGGGGAUGGAAUUGGUAGCGCUGAGUCAACAACUUUGUCCAAUUAUUGAUUUUUCAAGAACUAUGGCUAAUAAGCAGAAGCUGUA
Molecule: messenger RNA, 931 nt
Organism: Botrytis cinerea B05.10
Lineage: Eukaryota; Fungi; Ascomycota; Leotiomycetes; Helotiales; Sclerotiniaceae
Exons: 2
Coding region: 265-669 (134 amino acids)
Source: RefSeq, a predicted model, not a curated record